Molecule: messenger RNA, 6073 nt
Organism: Wyeomyia smithii (pitcher-plant mosquito)
Lineage: Eukaryota; Metazoa; Arthropoda; Insecta; Diptera; Culicidae
Gene: Bsg25D
Product: blastoderm-specific protein 25D
Exons: 7
Coding region: 900-4964 (1354 amino acids)
Biological process (GO): microtubule anchoring at centrosome
Cellular component (GO): centrosome
Molecular function (GO): calcium ion binding
Source: RefSeq, a predicted model, not a curated record
UGAUUACGCAUUCACCUUUGAAACGUUCAGCAACCCAAAAGCGAACGGGGGAAAAAAGCAAUCAUCGUCUUUCAGCACGUACGGGCGCAGAUUGGAUAUCGCGAUAAAAAAAGAGAAAUUUUUCCAUAAUUCUAGACGAUUUCAGGUGAAAUUGUGCUGCUUAGAUAUUAGUUCGUGUAGGUCCCGAUAUGUGGCUUGUGAAGUGAUCUACUGCUAAUCGUGAUUCUUCGUGAGACCCUAACGCUGUGCAUUUUUUUCUGUCGCGAUCGCUACUCAUUGCUCCAUUAUUGUAACAAUUACCAGCGCAACAAAAGGCACACCACAAUAGUCCUGGGCGGUAAUAAAAGAUUCUAUUGUGACGCUUGCUACAUUGUGUCCCUCGUCGAUUUGUGUUAGCCAGAGCCAGGAAGGUUAGAGGAAAAAAUCGAUUUUUCAACCUGGCACCUGGCCGUAUUUGUCGGUGAGAGGCAGGAGGAGAGCUAGAAGUUGACGGUGAACCGCCUUUCCAUUUUUGCGUUCAAGUGAAACUUGUGAUGGUGCCGCCGUGGUCAGUGCGAGAGCAGCAAGGUCUUCUGAAAUAAGCCUAUGAUGUUUCAGUAGCACUAACAGCUGAACGAAGUUUGCGUGUGAAGAAUGUCACGGUGGCCGUAAAAAUCAAACCGAAAGUUUGGCCAAUAAAAAUGAGUCUUGUGCUGUCCCUGGGCAUGCCCUAGUUUCAAAAUUUUCUCAUUGCUUCGUGUGCUGCACCGUACAUUGUGGCCCGUUAUUUAAAAAAAUUAAAAGCAGUGAAAGAGAGGAAGAGUGUAAAAAUACGGCCGAAAUCUAACGCAAAUCGGCUGUGGUGCAUGUUUAGUAAUCGUGUAAAGAAAAAACAACAAAACCUGUGACUGGCUAAGAAGAUGGCUCUUUCUUCGGAUCCACACGAGCAGCGACUGUAUCAAAUGUUCCAGGCACACGACGUCGACUCACGCGGUUCUCUAAAUCGAGAGGCUCUAGUGAACCUCUGUCGAACGUUAGAGCUGAAGGAACGUGGCCAGCAGUUGGUAAAGUGUCUGCUAAGAGACGAGAUAGCUCGGGUAACCUUCAAGGAGUUCCGUGAGGGUUUGCUGCACAUUCUCGGUGGAGAGGAACCGGACGACCAGGCGGAGCCGAAAUCGCUAACCCUUGGGGAUCGUUUAGAUUCAGCUGACGGUCAGAAUGUGUCAACAGGUUCACCCACGACUAUAUCCUCGAACCCCGCCUCUCCCUGCACUAACAACAGCAACAGCAACAACAGAAGCAAUCUAAACACGGCGGGUAGCAUAAUUUCCAACACAUCUAAACAACAGCAGCACCAUCGUUCCCAUCCACAUUCCUACCAGCAGCGGCAGGCAGUAGACAGAGAUGCUCCGCAUAAUAAUAGGGCAGAGUGUAACGAAUCAGUCGCAAAAGUUGUCGCUAAGAGUGCAGUGCCAUUGUGUGUCGAGGAAGAUCGUCCACUAACAAACUCCGCUACAGAUAACCCCUCCAAUCCGAUAACAACUGCAUCUGAUAACGAGAAUGAGUCAUCCGAUCGGGAAGUGUCGCCCAAGUUCGUAGUGGGUGCAAAAAAGUACGGCCGUAGGUCACGGCCGCGGGACGACACGACCGCACUGGACACGUCCUCAGAUUUCAGCAACUCAGACAACGAAUCGGUUCCGUCGAACCAGCAGAAGGACGCCGCAGGGAAAAACUCCUCAAAGGUGCAACGAUCUGCGUCGCAGAGUGACAUUCACGGUACGAAACGUCGCCGGCCGAUGAGCGGUGCCAGGCUCAAACGGUGCGUUUCACUACCAACACACCGGCAGCGGCCGGAUUUGGCACAAAGUAAGCUGAACGCUAAGGUUGUUCGCGAUCAGCUGAAUAUGGACGAACAAAUGGAUAGGAAAAUUUAUCUGCUUCGGUUGUACGAAAAGCUACGGGACAUAUGGGAUUCCCUGCUUGGUGACGGUCACGGCGCUCUGCUAAACCAAUCCCAGCUGGAGGUGGUCUGCGAACGGGCCGGCUUGCAGGAACUUCCCGCCAAGCUGGCCGCCCGAGAAGUUUUUGCGAAAUUGUCGCUUCAACCGAUCGAGGGAAUUGGAUUUGAUGAGUUUAUUGCGCUGCUGCAAAGUGAUUCCGAUAUUCUUCCUAUUGGUGGUGGUGGUGGCGGCUGUGAAAAGAAACCGACAAUUGACGGCGGUGAUUGUGUCGUCACAGCGCGAAUGUUCGGCGAAAGUGACACUUUCAAGGCUCAGGAAUUGGACCGCGAUAGUGUGGAAGAGACUGUCGGCUUCAGCGUGCAGAUGCCAGAUUUAACGGCCGAAAUUGGAUCGCUUUCGUCGUCCAUUAUAAUCGACAUGUGGGAGUCGGCUGGAAUUGUUAACGCGAGGAAUCUACUGCAUGAUCUCGGAUUCUACGACGAUGAAAUUCAGGUGACAAGUUUGGCUAGCGCCCUGGAGGACGAACAGCAGCGGCUGGGCGAAUGCAACGAAACGUAUGAUAUUGUGAAGGCCUCUUACGCGCUACACAAAGCGGAAAACGGCGCGCUUCGGCAAGCUUUCGUGCAGCUAGUAGAGGAAAACAAGAAACUGUACGCCGACAACAAGGAGGUCAAUCAGCGGGCGCUGCUGAUCGCACAGGAAGUGGACGAGCGGCACAACUCCCUGGAAGCGGCUACCCGGAACAAGAUUCGGCUGUUGGAGCAACGCCACCACGAGACGGUGAAGGAACUCACGUCCCAGCUGGCGUUCGAGCGGGAACAGCUUUCUGGUGCGAAUGCUGCUCUGGAGAAACGAAUUCAUGCUCUAGAGGUUGAGGAAAGCAGACAGAAGGUAGAAAUCGGUCGUCUAACGGACGAGAACGAUAGCCUCCGGCUGGAGCAGGAAAACCUCACCAAAGAGAUGGCGGAAUUGCUAGAGAAGAACAUCCGGCUGAACAAGGAUAUCACCGAGCUGGAGGAGAACAAUCGCAAUGAUAUAGACGAUGGAUUCGGUCGGAAGGAUGAUGUAGAAGUACUGGAAUUGAUCGAAAAGAUUUCGUUACUACAGGAUGAGAACACCGAACUGAAAGAUAAGAAUGAUGAGUUGAGUGUGGAAAUUGAGACGUUAGGUGUGGAGUUAGCCAAGUUUAAGUUGAAGCGAAGUGGAGUUAGCAGAACGAGUACGCUGGAAGUGUCCCCGGUGGUGGUAGAAUCAGCCGGUGUUUGCGGGGACGAAAAUGCAAGCGCCGCUAGGAAGCGACAGGGAGAUUCACCAAGCAAAGCUCGCCUUUCGGAUGAGAGCCCCCGGCUAGGAAAGUUCCGCAAGUGCAGCAAAGAUUUGGAGAACGAAUCGGACUCCAGUGGAGACUGGAUGGCGCUACAGUCCGAGUUGGGAAUGAAAGUGGACAGUACCAUGGCAUCGUCGGGAAUUUCACAUGAUUACUCCAGCAACAAUGAGUCCGGUUUUAAUGAUGACGAGAUUCGGCAGUUGAAGAUGAAAAUUGAAGAGCUGGAGAAGAAACUGGAAGAACAGAAGGCUCGCUCUUCUGGUAGUAAGACUGAGGCGGAACGUUCGGAGACUGCGGAUCAAUCGGAGCAAAGUGAACAGGACAAACUGAAGAGUCGGUGUGAGGAGCUAGAAGCUAGCCUGGAACAAAUGAGUAAGGAGUAUGAAGCUUGCGAGGAUUACUGGCAGAACAAGGUUAACGAAGAGCGUCAGUUGUUUGAAGAGGAACAGCGAAUUUCCGAUGAUAAGUUCAACGAACUGCUGAAGAAAAUGGCUGAGUAUGAAGAACAGUUCGCAGGUCAAGGAAGCAGCAAAACUGAAGAUGGCAGACUUUCUCCGAUUGAGGAGAAAGAUAUCCUCGAACAGCAAUACUUGGAUCUGGAAGUCGAGUUGCAGCAGACGCAGCUGGUGCUCGAGGAGAAGAGCCACGAGGUUGAAAAAUUGCGGAAUAGAAUUGCCGAGUUUGAACAGUUGACCAAAUACUCGUCGGAUGUGAUGCUAGCUACACCGCCUCGGGUCGAUACACCAGAAAUGGAUAGCCCCGCAAGUUCGCCCAUCAGUUAUCUAAUGAAACAAGGAACGAUUCAGGCACCAACCCGCGACUAUCAGAAUCCAAACUGGCCACUGAAAACAGUUCUUGCGGGUAACCCAGCAGAUGCCAUCAAUGGUGGCCCACUGCGGAAUGAGAACGGCGAUGAAGAAAAUUUGUUAGUAGCGGGAACCGACGAUUCGGGCUUCAAUCGAACCAUUUCUCCGAUUCAGAAGCCGAUCGCAGCUGGAAGUGAUGUGGUGUCAUGCGGUGGCGGCGAUCAUCAGGCCGAUUUGGCUGAAAGCUGCGAUGGUUCAGGAUCAGAGAAAUCUGGCCAAAGUAUGCACAGUUUGGCUUCAACUCAUAGCAUCCACAAAUCCGUGUCUCAAAGCGACAUCGUAUUGGCGGGCCAAGAUCAGCUGAAAAAGUUAAGGCUGAUGCAGUUGCAGCUGCAGGAUGAGAUUAAGGAGUUAACCCAUCAGAGAGACUGCAUGAAGAUGGAAUUCCAGCAGCUGUGCGAAGCCAAACCGAUUCUGGCUCGUGCCUAUACUAAGACAGCUCACCCAAACCAAACCCAGAAGAUUCAACAUCUGGAGCAGAAAGUACGUCAGCAGCAGGCAAUGAUAAAGCAGCAACAAAUUUACACCGAGAGUAUCUUGCAUCAAAUCUGGCAACAGCAGCGUAGUGAAAUAACGGAGCUGCGAAACCGACUGGAGGCGCAGAGUAUGGUGAUUUCCGAUCAGGCAACCCGGCUGGCCAGUAACGAUAUGCUGGUCAAGGAUUUGUACGUAGAAAAUUCCCACUUGAUGGCACAGGUUCAACGGCUGGAGCAGCAGAAAGCCCGGGCCACUCUGUUGCAGCAGCUGUCGCAGGCGACCGCCAAUGCGCACCAUCAGGCGACGGCACAUCAUCCGAGUCAGCUGAGUGGAAUCGUGCCUGGGUUGCCCUAGGCAGCAGGGAGUAUUUUAAUGUGUCAUAAUCGUAAGAUUGUUUUUUAUGUCUGGAGCACGCUCGUGUUCGAGGGUGAAUGUAAUGAAAUGGAAACUUUCAGCGGUAGUAGUCAUGUUCCAAAUGUUGGACUAUUUCUAAAAAAAACGCACCAAAAUACUAGAUCUAGCAUGCAGCAGUAGAAUGUUUCCGAAGGGAUAAUCCACAAAAUUUAUUUAUGUACUAAAAUUGUUUAAACUUGUAUAUCUACAUUGUGCGGAAUUGGUUGGCAAUUCUACAUUUCAUUGAAAAAUACACAUAAUUUAUUUUAUACCUGAUUAGAUAGAAAUAGUUCUCCUUGUGAAAGAGAAUAAUUAUUAAGAGAAGCAAACGAAAGAUUACAGCAUCAUCAUCGUUUGUCUAUCGCCGCUGCAUAGAAUUCGCUUUGUUCUUUUUUACGAGACAGCGAAAAUCUGCCUAAUCGAAAAGUAGCAAUACAAAUUUCGAUUUCUUUUUUGUUUUCAAUCAGAAUGGAAACACCUCAAAUUGACUGAAUAAUUAUUUGCGUUAGCGCAACCACUAUACUAUUACUACUAGUGCGAAUAUCGUGGCGGAAGUUUUUCCAGCCAGUUCUGUGAUGAUUAAACUACACAACAGAAAAAAAGACAUCACUACUCAGCACGCAGACCUAACAGAGAUGUGCAAUCAAUGAAUGCUACAUCACAUCAACUAUCAACAUAAAAUUGGCCUUACAUUUUGUGCAGUUAUAUUAAAGUUAACUAACUGUCUGAUUUUUACUUUGUGUAUAAAUGUUUUCGCAUUUUUCGUACACGUUAUGGGAACGUUUGCUUUAAACAAUGAUCGAACACCAUCUUUUGAUUAUAUGAUAUCAAACAAUGUGUAGGCCUAUCGCUUCUAGUUACUAUUAUGCAUGAGCAGAAAAACUACUACCUAUAUAAUAUAACAAAAAACGUGAAGUUAUUCGGAAAAAAACUACUUUUCAUAGAACAGCGAUUUCUAUGUUGUCCAGUUAGCGUUAAAUUAGCAAAUUAGCCAGAAAAAAAGACAUAUUUGUAGCUAUCGUAAGAGUAAAGAAUUGUGAAUAAAACCACUUUGUCCCGAAGAAUGGUAA